AUGGAUCUGGUUCAGAAGGAGCACGACAGGCUUCUGAAGAGGCUGAAGGCCUCACAGGGUAUCAACAAUGUCCAAGCGACCAUCGAUCUGCUCCAGUCCGCCCGGGACACUAUCGCUGCUGACCCAAACCAGGCAGCAGUCACCUUGGCCAAGCUCCAGAAUCCCGUUAAAGCAUCUCUCAACUCAAUUAACGACAGCCUCAAAGAAACCCACAGCGGGCUAAACAAGUACACCAAGUCUCUCGAUAAGCUCUUCAAAGACAGGCCCCUCCCCAGUACCGAGCACGAUGCCCUUUCCGAGCAAGAACAUCUUAUCAACCGCGCCAUCGCGAUGCACCUCCUCCGUGAAGGCCAGUUCUCCGUCGCAGCCACCUUCCUCUCCGAAAUUGCCGAGAAGAAAGCCUUCAUGCAGAACCACCAAUCCUCACCCGCUUCCCCCGAGCAAGCCACCAGCCUCCUAGACCUCGACGAGGUCCCCUCACCCGAGAUUCGCAAGGAGUUCGCCUCUAUGUACUACAUCCUGUCCCAGCUCAAAGAGAAGAAGAACCUUCUCCCGGCCAUCGAAUGGUCUUGUGAGAACCGCGAGGCGCUGGAAGCCCGCGGCAGCAACCUGGAAUUUGAGCUGUGCCGGUUGCAGUUUGUCUGGCUGUACCACGGCGAGUCGGAGCCGGGUCAGAAUGCGCCCGGGAACUGGCGCGCGGCGAUGGCCUAUGCCAAGCGUGAAUUCCACGCCUUUAUCCCGCGCUACCUCCGCGAGGUGCAGCAGUUGAUGGGCGCCAUGGCGUUUUGCCCAAACCUGCAGGACUCGCCGUAUUCCUCCAUUUUCAAUAAUUCGACGGUGUGGGAUGACGUGGCCCAGUUCUUUACCCGCGAGUUCUGCUCGUUACUGGGGUUGUCGGCGGACUCGCCGCUGUAUAUUGCUGCGACAGCCGGUGCGAUCGCUCUACCGACACUACUGAAACUACAAACGAUCAUGAAGGCGAAGCGCACGGAAUGGACGAGUGAGAAUGAGCUACCGGUCGAAAUUUCACUGCCCCCCUCGUACCUUUUCCACUCGAUUUUCGUUUGCCCCGUCUCCAAGGAGCAAGCCACGGAUGCGAAUCCGCCCAUGAUGAUGCCAUGCGGGCAUGUUAUCGCGGAAGAGUCCCUCAAGCGACUCAGCAAGGGCAGCCGGUUCAAGUGUCCCUACUGCCCAAGCGAAAGCCACAUGAAAGACGCCCGGAAGGUGUUCCUGUGA
Penicillium canariense is the source of this 1236-nucleotide messenger RNA. Its product is annotated as ubiquitin-protein ligase RMD5. Gene Ontology annotation, biological process: proteasome-mediated ubiquitin-dependent protein catabolic process. Lineage: Eukaryota; Fungi; Ascomycota; Eurotiomycetes; Eurotiales; Aspergillaceae. The record is from RefSeq and is a predicted model, not a curated record. The transcript is spliced from 4 exons. Bases 1 to 1236 code for a protein of 411 amino acids. Gene Ontology annotation, cellular component: GID complex; nucleus; cytoplasm. Gene Ontology annotation, molecular function: ubiquitin protein ligase activity; protein binding.